Corticium candelabrum is the source of this 3959-nucleotide messenger RNA. RefSeq lists its product as uncharacterized. The transcript is spliced from 4 exons. Bases 1 to 3810 code for a protein of 1269 amino acids. Lineage: Eukaryota; Metazoa; Porifera; Homoscleromorpha; Homosclerophorida; Plakinidae. Gene Ontology annotation, molecular function: protein binding. The record is from RefSeq and is a predicted model, not a curated record.
AUGUCUAGGAGUCCGGACGUCAUUUGUCUCGUAGGAUCGUCGUGUGAUUGGCUGUUAUUUGCCGGGUGGGGUGUGUUCGGUAUUUGUAGGGUGGAGUCUGUUUCAAGCGUGUUCGCAGCGUUUUGUGAGAUUGUCGAACGUUCUGGUAAACUUCAACGCAACGAGAUGGAAGGAAAUGUCGCUAGAGCUGCGGGGGAGGAAGACUGGAAGAAGGUUCGAGGACUGCAGCUGGUUGAACAAGGAGGGAACGUGAAUGAUGUGAAUGAAGACUUAAGAAGAACAACUCUAAACUUUGCUGCCUUGCCUGGAAAUUCAGAUAUCUUGCUGUCACGAGGCGCGAAUUCGAGCGUCAGUCAGACAGAUGAGGAUGGAGAUACGCCGCUUUAUCUCGCUGCUUAUUGGCAUCAUGUCGAUAUCUGUCAACUGCUAGUUGGACACAAAGCCAAUGUUACUUCUGUCAACAUUACAGGUCGAACUGUUCUUCACAUAGCUCGUGAUAUCUGCAAGUGGCUUGACUCUUCCGCUGUGUAUCGUCCACUGAUAACAAAUAAGAGUGUGAAUGUAGCAGAUCGUCGUAGUAACCGCGUUGUACGCAAAGAAGCUAACAUUCAGACUGUCCAGCUGCAGUUAGCAGAUGUAAAUGCAUUGAAUGAAGACGGACAAACAGUUGAAACACCACUAAAACAUGAAGCCAAGAUUGACGCAGUGGAUAAAGAUGGAAACCAACCACUACACUUGGCAUGUGAACUAAGGCAAGCUGCAACUACAAAUAUAUUGUUGGCUCAUGGGGCUGCAGUAACUGCUUUAGACAAGCAACAAAGAGAACCUACAUAUGUGGCAAAUGAAUCCGUGUUAAAGUCGUGUCAAGAACAGAAUGAACCUCACAAGAGUGAACGGCUCAAAGUAGUGGCCAAGUCACUAACUGGUGAAGCUGUUGAAUUGACAGCAAACUCAUCUGAUACUGUUGCCACCUUGAAGCAGCAAUUACAAACCAAGAAUGGCCCAUCAUCAUGGGAUCAACUGCUUGUGUUUAAUAAGAAGCAACUACACGAUGAGCAAACAUUGGCUGAUGCAGGAGUAACUGGUGGAACAAUACUGAACGUCGUUCUUUGUCCUCGUGGUGUGACAGGCAUGGGAGCUGAUGCGGCUGAGUUAUUUGUUCGAGCUUUAUCACAAGGAAAAGUCGAAGUAAGUCGAGUGAAGAUGGUCAUUGCUGGUAAAGACAGAACGGGCAAGACGUCAUUUAAACGAUCUUUGCUCAAACUGAAGUUUCAGAUAAUUGAACCGAGCACACCUGUGGCAGUGGCAGAGUUGGCAGUGUGUGAAGCAUCGAACUGGAAGCUUGUGAAUGACAAAGACAAAGAAUUUUUAGACAAACAAAUAGCUAGAGCAGCAGUUCAUGCAAAUGUUUCAGAUAGUGAAGAUGACAAUAAAUAUGACAAUGAAAGAACAUAUGUAGAUCAUCAAAGUGAGGUUGAGAUUGACGUGUCAAUCGAUCAAGAAUCUACAUCAACUGAUACAAGACAGAGUGACAUUAACACGGACAAACUUGAUGAAGCAACAGACCAACUUGAUGAAGCAACAGUUCUAACUGAAGAGAUUGCUCGUGCUAUUACAGAUUUCCAAAGUGAUCCUGACCUCUUAAAGCAGGAAGAUUCAAAAGUUCACGUUGCCAUGUGGGAUUUGGGAGGUCAGGAGCCACUUCUUCCUGGUCAAGGAGAAGCCAUCACACCAGGAUGUGUCAUUUGUGUUGUAUUUAAUGCAUCUGAGUUUCUAGGUGACAAGGCCAAGUCUUUCUAUUGUCCUUCUGCUGACUCAAAAUUAAUUCCAAUCAACAAUCACUGGAUAGUGACGAACUAUGAUGCUGUGGCUUUAUGGGCAUCCAUGACUUUUUUGGCAGGAGAUGUCGAAAGUCUAGAAGGCCUUUUGUCUGGUCUUCACAUCGGCAAGUCAAAGGGAUGUGCAUCACCAGUGAUGUUGUUGAUUGGAACACACAUCAAUGAUGCCGAUGAAGAAAUGAUCAAGAAGCAGAAUGAAUUUCUGUCUAAAAUGUUUUGUAAUAAAGCAUUUCAGAAGCACAUCCUUCGACCAUCUAACCAGGCUAAUGAUUGGUUCUUUCGUGUUGAGAAUUCGGUGUCUGAUCCUGACAGUGCAAGUGAGGAUGCAGGCAUAAGUGCAGUGAAGCAAGUCAUUGAAGAGUUGGCACGUGAUGUGUCACCUAAACCUCUGAUACCAGCCACUUGGUCAAUUCUAGAGAAGAUCCUUUAUUCUUUAGAAAUCAAGUUGGGUAGUGCUCUUUCCAGUGUCAAUGUUAUCAUGCGUUUUGCCCAUCGAUUGUGUCGUAUGUCAGAAGAGAAAGAAGUCCGUCUUGCUCUGACAUAUUUAGAUGAAGCCGGAUCAGUAAUUUAUCCUCAGAAAAGUGAGAAGCUGAAGAACAUAGUCGUCACCAAACCAAGCUGGAUUUUCAAGGUUUUCUCAGUUGUGGCAUCUGUCACUACUUGGCCUCCUCCUUUACUGAGUGAAGAUUGGGAUCGAGUUCGGCAAGUAGGAAUUGCUUCUUGGGAACUCAUUCGUCAUCGACUGAAAAAAGCAGGAGUGAAGCCCAAAGAGUAUGAAGAUGUACUCAAUUUGUUGAAUUUCUAUUUUAUUCUUUGCCCCAAACCUUGCCUGGCCCAACCUCUUCCUUUAUCAGUUUCUUAUAAAACAGAAUACUUUGUUCCAUGUUUGCUAGAAGUCGAGUCAAAUGGUCCAUUUGCAGCUGUUCAUUCAGUUCCUCCUCGGCCAAUGUCACUUAUCAUUUUGUCUCACAAAAUUGAGUUUAUUCCUGAGCAGUUGCAUUUUAGGCUGAUGACGUGUUGCAUUGAGAAAUAUCCUGAUGAACCAAAGUUGACGCGUAAUAAGUGUGUAUAUCGAGUUGAGAAAGAUGUCAAGUUGGAAGUGAUUUAUCACUUGAAGAAAUAUAUUAUUGUUACUAUUGACACACAACGGCCACUUCAUGAAAUUGCAUCUCUGUGUACAGACAUCCGUCUGUUCAUCACUAAAAAGCUGCAUGAAGUAAAGACACCAGGGUUGUCUCAUUUUCAGUUUAAUAUUCAACAUCCCGGACCAGCCAUUCCCAUGGUUGUGAACAAGUUGAUAUGUAUAGACAAGUAUAUACCAAGUGAGGACACAAUAUUGAGGACAAACAUAGACAGAGACGAUGUGAAUCUGGAUCACAAUGAGAAAGCUGCAUUAGACUGUUGGUUCUAUGAAAAGAAAGAUGAUGUAUCAGGAAACUCUCAACGACAGUCACUGACAGUACAAGCAAACACCAAAUGUACGGCUAAGGAUUUGGAGAAAGUAGCUGACAAACUCUGUCAUUGUUGGCAAAGGCUUGUGUUGAAUUUGUCAGCCGAGUUUUUCAUAAACAAGACAGAAAGGAUUGAAAGAGAUAUCAGAGACGAUUGCUACAGACAAGCUGUAAAAGCAUUGCAAAUGUGGACUGAUGAAUUUUGUGACGAAGCCAUCCAGGCAGCAUUGAUCAAUGCAAUGUGUAGCAUUGGGUGUAGAUCUCAAGCUGAAGAUGUUUUCAGUCGCAGUUUGGUGUCGCACGUUUGCCCAAUGAAAGGACUGUGUUUGUCUUCACUUGUAGCCAGACUUUACUACAGUAUUUCCCGCCCAAUUAUCCGGUUGGGGCAACCAAUUAUCCGCUUCAGACAACCAAUUAUCCGGUUGGGGCAACCAAUUAUCCGACUCAGCCAAUCAAUUAUCCGAUUAGGGCAACCAAUUAUCCGACUCAUGGUUUUAAUUAUGAGCAGUGUAGAUAUAUAGAAGCGCUGGUUAGAGGAAUAAUAGCGCGUACUGACGGAUGUUGUCGCCGUACUGCGCACCAGUAAACAGGGUAAUUCUUGCUUUCGCUAUUAAUUAAAUCGCGGAGAAAAAACAUUUGUAUAUAAUACAGAUAACACAGAUAACACAUA